Messenger RNA from Didymosphaeria variabile, 1287 nucleotides. RefSeq lists its product as uncharacterized. The transcript has a single exon. Bases 1 to 1287 code for a protein of 428 amino acids. Gene Ontology annotation, molecular function: FAD binding. The record is from RefSeq and is a predicted model, not a curated record. Lineage: Eukaryota; Fungi; Ascomycota; Dothideomycetes; Pleosporales; Didymosphaeriaceae.
AUGUCUGAAAGGCCCCUCUCCAUUCUCAUAUCUGGUGCGGGCGUCGCUGGGGCUUCUUUGGCCCUGAUGCUCGCUCGCCAACCAGGGUUCAAGAUGCAACCCAUCAUCACACUCAUCGAGCGCUCUCCAGUACCGCGAACAACAGGUCAAUCGGUCGAUGUUCGUGGCCCCGCCGUCGAUGUGAUCCGUAAGCUGGGAUGGGAACAGGACAUCAAAGCCAGACAUACAACAGAGAAAGGCCUGGCAAUUCUCAAUGAAAAGGGCAAAAUCGUUGGAUAUUUUCCCGCAACAGGCGAUGUCAAAGCUCAAAGUGCGACGAGCGAGUACGAAAUCCUCCGAGGCGAGCUGACCGAACUGUUACUGGACGGCGUCGACAAAUCGAAAAAAGAGGGCGUACAGGUCCAAGUAGUCUACGACGAAAUGAUCCAAUCAAUGGAAGACCGAGCAGACGGCACCGGCGUAGACGUCCACUUUGCUCGCGGCAAGCUCCAGGACCAGCGAUACGACGUCGUCGUAGGAGCAGACGGCAUCGGCUCUCCCACGCGCUCUUUCAUCUUCGGCAAAGACGACAAACUCGAACACGUCCACCCGUCAGGAAUGUACAUUGCUUUCUACUCCGUCCCACGCAUCCCCGGAGACGACGAGUUCUGGCACUGGGCUACGUUUGCCCCCGGACUAGCCAUCCACCUGCGUCCCCACCGUAACAACAAAACCAUGGGCGUGUACCUGACCGUCACCAACGCCAAGAAGGAGCGAAAUCCCGAACUGGAGGAUGUUGUACGUGCAGAUCUUGCCACGCAGAAAAAGUAUCUCCACCAGCGAUUUCAAAAUUCGUCAUGCACGUGGCAACUUAAACGCUUCCUCGACGGGCUCGACGCCUCAGACGACUUUUACAUGACACAUUGGUGCCAAGUCCGCACACCCCAAUGGACGAAAGGGCACUGCGUGACGCUCGGCGACGCAGCUUUCGCUACUAUGGGUGUGGGCACCAGUCUCGCCAUGACAGGGGCUUACUGCAUUGCCGGCGAGCUUUCCAAAAUCACAUCGCCUGAGGAGGUACCGCAAGCAUUACAAACCUAUCAGGAUUUGUUUAAACCGUUUGUCGCGAAGCACAACGUGGAUUUCGCCUUCUUUCCACAGCUGGCGAAUCCGCAGACUGUGUGGGGAAAUUGGGUUUUGCAUACUAUAGUGUGGUUGCUGGCUUUGUUGCGGGUGCAGAAGUUGGCGGUGUGGCUGGGUGGUGGGGACGAUACUCAGGCGUGGAAGUUGCCCGACUAUGGAUGGUAG